Molecule: messenger RNA, 1248 nt
Organism: Truncatella angustata
Lineage: Eukaryota; Fungi; Ascomycota; Sordariomycetes; Amphisphaeriales; Sporocadaceae
Exons: 3
Biological process (GO): regulation of transcription by RNA polymerase II
Molecular function (GO): protein binding; DNA-binding transcription factor activity, RNA polymerase II-specific
Source: RefSeq, a predicted model, not a curated record
CUAGCUCCUCUGCAGCGGGAGCUGUACAACUAUUACCUAAACCACACUGCUAAGAGCAUUGCAGUUGAUGACGCAGAACUACAUGCAUUGAGAACAGAAAUAGGAAGCCUUGCUUCGGAUAGCAACAUCAUACUCAAUUCGGUUCUCGCCCUGGCAGCAGUCGACAAAUGUCACUGCUUAAUCUGGGAUUCUGCUCCGCAACCCGAGUAUCACGCCCAAAUUACUGGUCUGCUGCUUUCGGCGGAACAAUAUCAUUGGCAGGCGGUCAGGCAAACACGAAGCGAUGCUGUGCACAUGGGUUGUUACGAUCAUGUGAUGGCCAACGCAGCAUUGAUGGUGCUUUAUGGCUGUGCUAGUCACGGCGUUCGUAUCCGUCUAGCGAGCAAAGAAUAUGCUAAAAUGCACCUGGCAAGUGAGCUUGCGCCGGUCCGACUGCAGUGGAUGUCGUUGAUCUGGGCUGUUCAUAUUGCGUAUUCCGGAUUGACGAACACGAAACCGAAUUACUUCAGCGUGAAGGGGCACCAGUGGGCCUCGUUGGCCCAGCCUCACCAAGACAUCGUUUGGCAAAGCUUCGAGGAAGAGCAGCAGCUUUCUAGCAAUGAGGAGUCAACAGACAGAACUCGACGAUUGUUCUCCCCCAUAGUUGCUGCGACAUGGGCCAGUGCGGUUGGCAAGUUGCACGAGCUAGUGAGCAAUGACCUUUACCUGCAGUUUGGGGAUGAUUAUCUUUCCGAUGUCUUUGUAUGUAUGAGAUCGCUAAACCUUUUACACAACAUCUUUUCUGAGGUUUUCUCGACGGAUCUCCCCACAAAGCCAUCCACUUCCUCACAUGAGACAGAACUUCAGCCCUGGCUCCGUGGCUAUUUGGCCCGUGUCACUUCCAGGACGCCACACAAACCUCUUCGCAGGAUUGUCAUGGCGUUUGUCCACAAAAUGCCCCCGAGAUACUUCAAUCUCCUGCAGACGACGUUAGAAGCACUACCAGAAAAUUUCGAUGAUGAUAAGAAUCCGGACCAAAAGCACUCCGUUCUGGCCAAGUCCAGUUUGCACAAGCUCGUCAUUGACAUAUUCGCUCAUUGGCUUGUCCUCGUCAUGCUGUUGGACGGUGUAUGGUGGAUCAGCGAUAUCGGCACAUGGGAACUUAACCGGGUGAUCUUAACGAUGAGGUCGUUUAGUGUUGUCGAUAGUAGAGAGCUUGCUGAUAACUGGUGGCCGCAUAAUAUGUAUAUUAUCAACGAAAAAUUGAGC